UUCAAUAAUAGGAAGGAGCAUUUACCUAUUUAUAUAACAGAUUAUAUGGUGAGUCAUAAAUUAGGAGAAUUUGCACCUACUCUCAAUUUCCGGGGACAUGCUACGGAGCAUCCACCAUACCAGAUCCAUCCACAUGGGCGUGUAAACUGGAAGACAGAUGGUGCUGAUUGUGCUAAGAUUCUUUACCUAAUUCAAUCAAAGACUUCCAGGAGAUUGAUAUCUAUUAAAGGGUGUUUGAUUUCUAUUUGCCACUUCUAUGAUCUUGAAGUAACAGUCUAUUUUCUGGCUUUUAGGUGAUGCUUUUAGUGUGUUUGAUGAGAAAAUAUUAUUUCUUACCAAAAAUUAAGCUCCCGCCACUUGUUUGCAUUGAUUGCAUCCUGUAACUUAAAAAUUUCGAGUGCCUUGAAAGAUGGAAGAACAAAAUACUCAGCAUGCCCCCCCUGUUGAAACAAGCGUGGAUAUUCUUGAUGGAGGGGAUAGUGGAGCGAGUAACGUAUGUGGGGAAGCACCCUGUGUAUUUUCAGAUACUGGAAAUAACCUCAAGAAUGCCAAAGAACGUUCAACUUCAAUGCGUAAGCUCUGGAUAGCCGUGGCACUUUGUGUAGUGUUCAUGAGUGCUGAGGUAGCUGGUGGCAUCAAAGCCAAUAGUCUGGCAAUCUUGACUGAUGCUGCACAUUUGCUUUCAGAUGUUGCAGCCUUUGCUAUCUCCUUGUUUUCAUUUUGGGCAGCUGGCUGGGAAGCCACACCCCGUCAAUCUUAUGGAUUUGUUAGGAUUGAGGUUCUCGGUGCACUGGUUUCCAUACAGCUCAUCUGGUUGCUUGCAGGGAUUUUGGUUUAUGAAGCCAUUGUUAGGCUCAUCCAUGAUACAGGGGAGGUAGAUGGGUUUCUUAUGUUUCUUGUUGCUGCAUUCGGUCUUCUAGUGAAUAUCGUCAUGGCACUUGUGUUGGGACAUGAUCACGGGCAUGACCAUGAUCACAAUCAUGGGACUGGCCACAGCCAUGGAAUGACAGUUACUACUCAUCAUCGUCAUCAUGACGAGCACCCAAAAGAUGCGGGCAAUCAUCAUAAGCACUCGAAAGAUGAGCACCGUCAUGCUCAUGAAGAACAUGUUGAGCCGCUGCUGGAUAAAAAGGAAGCCAGGCAUGAAAAGAAGCAAAGGAACAUAAAUGUACAAGGAGCUUAUAUCCAUGUACUUGGGGAUUCCAUCCAGAGUAUCGGGGUCAUGAUAGGAGGUGCAAUUGUAUGGUAUAAGCCUGAGUGGAAGAUAGUUGAUGUGAUCUGCACCCUAUUCUUUUCAGUUAUAGUCUUGGGUACAACAAUCAAAAUGCUUCGGAACAUACUUGACGUCUUGAUGGAGAGCACUCCAAGAGAGAUAGAUGCAACAAAGAUUGAAAAGGGAUUGUUUGAGAUGGAGGACGUGGUGGCUAUCCACGAACUGCAUAUAUGGGCCAUUACCGUGGGCAAGAUUCUCCUGGCUUGUCAUGUGAAAAUCAGGCCUGAAGUAAAUGCAGACAUGGUGCUAGACAAUUUGAUAAACUAUAUCAGAAGUGAGUAUAGUAUCAGUCAUGUAACCAUCCAGAUAGAACGUUAGCAGAGGCAAAUUAAGGAAUUAGCUAGUUGAAUCUGGGGCCUGAUGUUUCCGAAAGUGAUGAUCUUUCAUCACAUGCACGCAUAUACUGUUCAUAGGAUAUCUUUCACCAUGUCCUUUACAAUUGUUUUUUACGCACAGAUAGAAAUUGUCAUCUUUAAUUUUGUCGCGAGUGUUGUUUGGAUUCUGGUAUUGUGAAUUUACAAUUGUGGAGUUGAUAAAUAUAGUUUCUUCAA
Messenger RNA from Populus trichocarpa (black cottonwood), 1824 nucleotides. RefSeq names its product metal tolerance protein 1. The transcript has 3 exons. Bases 410 to 1591 code for a protein of 393 amino acids. Gene Ontology annotation, biological process: zinc ion transmembrane transport. The record is from RefSeq and is a predicted model, not a curated record. Lineage: Eukaryota; Viridiplantae; Streptophyta; Magnoliopsida; Malpighiales; Salicaceae. Gene Ontology annotation, molecular function: zinc ion transmembrane transporter activity. Gene Ontology annotation, cellular component: plasma membrane; vacuole.